Suncus etruscus (white-toothed pygmy shrew) is the source of this 2658-nucleotide messenger RNA. RefSeq names its product TLR4 interactor with leucine rich repeats (gene TRIL). The record is from RefSeq and is a predicted model, not a curated record. The transcript has a single exon. Lineage: Eukaryota; Metazoa; Chordata; Mammalia; Eulipotyphla; Soricidae. Gene Ontology annotation, molecular function: protein binding. The coding region runs from base 104 to 2569 and encodes 821 amino acids.
AGGCCUUUCAGCAACUCUUGGGGAGGCCAGGGGGAAUGCAGAGGAGACGCGGCGCCUGCGGGCGAAGAGGACGACCGUGCCGCAGCGCGCGGGGCUGGCGGCGAUGGAAGCUGCCCGUGCGGCGCGCUUCUGGCUCGUGGUGUGCAGCUGUCUCUCGCUCGCCCCGAGGGCCGAGCCCCUGUGCCCGGAGCGCUGCGACUGCCAGCACCCUCAACACCUCCUGUGCACCAACAGGGGGCUCCGCGCCGUGCCCAAGACCAGCUCUUUGCCGACUCCCCUGGACGUGCUCACGUACAGCCUCGGCGGCAACUUCAUAACCAACGUCAGCGCCUUCGACUUCCAUCGCCUGGGGCAGCUCCGACGGCUGGACCUGCAGUACAACCAGAUCCGGUGGCUGCACCCCAAGACCUUCGAGAAGCUCUCGCGGCUGGAGGAACUCUACCUGGGCAAUAACCUCCUGCAGGCGCUCGCUCCGGGCACGCUGGCGCCGCUGCGCAAACUGCGCGUCCUUUAUGCCAACGGGAACGAGAUCGGCCGGCUGAGCCGCGGCUCCUUCGAGGGCUUGGAGAGUCUGGUGAAGCUGCGCCUGGACGGGAACGCCCUGGGGGCGCUGCCCGACGCCGUCUUCUCGCCGCUGGGCAACUUGCUCUACCUGCAUCUGGAAGCCAACCGGAUCCGCUUUCUGGGCAAGAACGCCUUCGCCCAGCUAGGCAAGCUGCGCUUCCUCAACCUCUCCAACAACGAGCUGCAGCCCUCGCUGCGCCACGCGGCCACCUUUGCGCCUCUGCGCGCGCUCUCCGCGCUCAUCCUCUCCACCAACAGCCUGCAGCACCUCGGGCCGCGCGUCUUCCAGCACCUGCCGCGCCUCGGCCUGCUGUCGCUGCAGGGCAACCGGCUCACGCACCUCGCUCCCGAGGCCUUCUGGGGCCUGGGGACCCUGCGCGAGCUGCGCCUGGAAGGCAACCGGCUGAGCCAGCUGCCGGCCACGUUGCUGGAGCCUCUGCAGAGCCUGGAGGCGCUGGACCUGAGCGCCAACGAGCUGACGGCGCUGCACCCCACGACCUUCGGCCGCCUGGGCCGGCUGCGCGAGCUCAGCCUGCGCGACAACGCCCUGAGCGUCCUCUCCGGGGACAUCUUCGCCGCCAGCCCGGCUCUGUCCCGGCUGGAUCUCGACGGCAACGGCUGGACCUGCGACUGCCGCCUGCGGGGUCUGAAGCGCUGGAUGGGGGACUGGCACGCGCAGGGCCGGCUGCUCACGGUCUUCGUGCAGUGUCGCCACCCGCCGGCCCUGAGGGGCAAGUACUUGGAUUACCUGGAGGACCGGCAGCUGCAGAACGGCUCUUGCGCCCAGCAGCCGGCUGGCUCUGCAUCCCCGACCGCGGAGGCCCUAGAUGCAUCCUCUGCCCAGGAGACGCAGCGCCCUGCUAGGGGACCCCCGGAGACGGAACGUCCUGCUAGGGGACCCCCGGAGCAGCUACCUCGGCUGCCACAGGCACACCAGCGGGGGCCACUUCUGCCUGGGGUGGUCCGCGACGGGAACGCCAGAGAGCUCACGAGCAACCGCAGUGCUCCGAGACUGAGCCGGCGGGGCCCGGGGCUCCAGCAGCCGGGCCCCUCCGCGUCGGAGGCCGCCGCCCCGGCGCCACCCCCCGUAGACCGUCUCAAGCACCCGAGGCCCGGACGCCCCACCCCGGCCGGUGCAGCCCGCGGGGAACGGGCACCCACCCUGGAGGCGGCGGCUGGCUCGGAGCCCCCGCGGGCCAGCAGCCAACCCUGGUCGCGCGCGGCCGCACAGCAACAGCAGCUGCAGGAGGAGAGCGGCGCGCAGCCCGACGGCGCGGGCCGCCUGCCGCCUGUGGUCUCGGACCCGUGCGACUUCAACAAGUUCAUCCUGUGCAACCUGAGCGUGGAGGCCGUGGGCUCCGACAGCGCCCUGGUGCGCUGGGCCGUGCGCGAGCACCGCAGCCCCCGGCCGCAGGGCGGUGCACGCUUCCGCCUGCUCUUCGACCGCUUCGGGCAGCAGCCCAAGUUCCACCGCUUCGUCUACCUGCCCGAGCGCAGCGACUCGGCCACGCUGCGCGAGCUGCGCGGGGACACCCCCUACCUGGUGUGCGUGGAAGGGGUGCUCGGGGGCCGCGUGUGCCCGGUGGCGCCGCGGGACCACUGCGCCGGGCUGGUCACCUGGCCCGAGCCGGGCCGGCAGGGCCACGUCGACUACCAGCUGCUGACCUUGGCCUUGCUGGCGCUCAACGCGCUGCUGGUGCUGCUGGCCUUGGCGGCCUGGGCGUCGCGCUGGCUGCGGAGGAAGCUGCGGGCCCGGCGGAAAGGCGCGGCGCCGGUGCAUGUGCGGCACAUGUACUCCACCCGACGGCCGCUGCGCUCCAUGGGCACCGGCGUGUCCGCAGACUUCUCCGGCUUCCAGUCGCACCGGGCGCGCACCACGGUGUGCGCGCUCAGCGAGGCGGAUCUCAUCGAGUUCCCCUGCGACCGCUUCAUGGACAGCGCCGGGGCAGGCGCGGGGGGCAGCUUGAGGCGGGACGAGCAUCUUCUGCAACGCUUUGCCGACUAGGGUCCGAGGGGAAGAUCUCAUUUUUUUUUUUUUUGCCUCCAUUAAUGCAAGUGGCAGAGAGGCCACCUAGAGCGGGCAGUGCCUUCCUU